UCAGAUCCGACAAGACCUCGGCGACCUUCAUAAGGGAUUAUAGGUAACUAUUUGUAUUCCCCGCCCUCCUUUAAUUUGUAUCGACAUCCGCCAGUAUUUGUCUGGAUGAUGGAUGUUCCACAUCCCCAGCUGCGUGGUACGUACCACCGGCAGCUUCCACACCUACCAAGUCACAUGACCUACACCCCAUCGGCCUGCCGAAGUCACCCCCCCCCACGGCUGCCGGCCGAGACUGCGGGAGACCGAGCUGGUUUCGGCAGAAUCACAGCCACAGAUCGCGGAAUAAAAGAGACACCAUGACAUCUCCUCCACAGCCUUUGUUGCCAUUGUCACCCAUUCCCCUCUCUAUUUCUCGCAGAGGCAAAAAAUUCAAAAUAAAUAAUCCAAUUACUAUUUUGCAGGUCAUCGCGCAAACCCUUGGAAAACAAUGGCAUCCAUUCGAGCCAAUUGCCGGAAGGUGAUGUGCAUCGGCCGAAACUAUGCAGACCACAUAACUGAGCUCAACAACGUCCGCCCAAAGCAACCAUUCUUCUUCCUCAAGCCACCCUCGUCCAUCCUCCUCCCAAACUCCGGCCCCGUUUUGCGUCCCAAGGGCGUGAGCCUUCAUUAUGAAGUCGAGCUCGCAUUGGUUAUAGGCAAAACACUCCGUGACCAUGACCCGGCAGACGAGCAGGGCGCUUUAGACGCCAUAUCAGCCUACGCCCUCGCCAUCGACCUCACAGCCCGCAACAUCCAAGACGCCUCCAAAAAGGCCGGUCUCCCUUGGUCCAUCGCAAAGGGCUUCGACACCUUCCUCCCCGUCUCCGCCCUAAUCCCCAAAUCCCGCAUCCCAGACCCGCACAACGCUACCCUCCACCUCUCCGUCGACGGCGAGCUGCGCCAGCGUGAUAACACGAACUUGAUGCUCUAUCGCAUCCCCCGCCAGCUGGCGGAUAUCUCGCGCGUCAUGACCCUGGAGCCGGGUGAUUUGGUGCUGACGGGCACACCCAAGGGGGUAGGCGAGGUGAGGGAUGGGCAGGUUAUGACGGCGGGGAUUGAGGUAGGGGGGAAGGAGGUUGGGGAGGGGAGGAUUGAGGUUGUGGUUAAGGAUAGGGUGGAUGGGAGGUUUGAGUUUGGAGGGUUUUGAUUUUUAGGGGGGUUGAUGGUAUAUGUUCGGAAGUAAGCUUCUUUUUUCCGACAAUUUUUUUCAUCGAUGUUUAGAUUUUAUGUCUUCUUUGUAUUGGGGUUUUGUGUUUUAUAGAAAUGGCUAUCAUUGCGAGAUAGAUACUGGUACGUACUGUACAUACACCCUCAUGAGAACAGUUUGCUAUUACCCACCCCUUUCCCCCCCGUCACUCAUCUCUCCAAUUUCGCCCUAUCACUCCUCUGCAUGCCAGCUCUUAAAGACGUAUAUUUAUAAAUCAUACCGAAAAUAUCAAGUCAACCCAUUCUGCACAACAAACCACCCUUCUCCCUCCUCGUCAACCGGCCAAAUAACAGGAAUAGCCCUCCUCUUCCUCAUUUUCAUAUUUUUGCUCUUCUUCUCCUCAACAGCCGCAUUCCCACAAACCCCCACGUGCUUUUCACCCCCGGCCUUGUCAAGACAUCUAUCCCUAUCCCUCUUCCUCCUUUUCCCUUUCCCCUCCCCUCUGCCUUCCCCUCUCAGAUCGCCCACGAACCGCCUAACAACCUCCCACCUCUGACCCCACGUCUCCAACUCCUCCCCCAACGCCCGCUUAACCUCCUCUUCAUCCACCCCUCGCCAAAACGCCAGCACAACCCGCUUCGCCUCAAUCCGCGGACUUCGCGAUAGCACCGCCUCCCCACGUUCCAAAUACGACUCGAGAGAUUCACCAGGCCCCUGGCGUAGAAUUGGGACUCCGUUAUCUUGUUCUUCUGCUUCUGCAUUUUCGUACUCCAAUUCACCCGGGGGCUGAGUUACGAGGGAGCAAGCUGCUCGUGGAGGGGAGGUUGGGAACCCCGUGGCGGAGGCGGCGGUGGUGGCGAUGGUUUGACCUGGAUGCAAUGAGGGGGGGGCCGGUGACGUGGAGUCUGGGACGAGGAUGGCGGAGUAGCCGUUGUGUGGCGGUGCUUGUGGUGGUGGCAGGGAGCUGCGGGUUAGCGUUGAGCUGGGGAGGUGAGUCAUUGUGGGCGUGCCGGAGAUUGUGGAAGGGACCUCAUGUUUUGGGCGCUGUUGGCUGGGCAGGAGAUGAGGGAUGGGUGGUAGGGAGGAGGAGCGGAAGGGUUCGUUGUCGUCGCUGAGGUCUGGAUUGGAAUAGGGGACUGCGACGGGUAUGGUGUCUGAGGAUGCAUCUGUUAGUUGAGAUGGAAUGGAUUAAUGGAUGAAAUAUGAAAAGGGGACAGGUGGAAACAAGAAGUGAACUCACUCAAUUCCUUUUCCCUCUCCCUCUCCCUCUCCCUCUCCCUCUCCCUCUCCCUCUCCCUUUCAAUCCAUUCCGCCCUCUCCCUCCUCAUCUCCUCCACAAGCCCUUUCAGCCCCCUCACCCCCUCCAAAACAUCCCUUAACCCCCUCUCAAGCUCCCCUCUCCCCUCUUCCCUCCCCUCCCUUUCCCUUCUCAACUCCUCCUCCUCCCUCUCCCGCCUCUCCACAGCUUCCCUCUGCCUCUCUUCAACAAGUCCCUUCCACCCCUUCAACGUCUCAAUCUCCCCUUUAACAACCCCGAUCUCUUCCUUAACCACACCAACAACACCCCCCACCUCCCCCACCCUCCUGUCAAGCUCUGUCUUUAACUCUCCCGCCCUUGCGACUCCAUCAGCAGAAGAGGAUGCCAGGGCCGCUUCGAGCGCGUCGAGGCGGGAGACGAGGCUGUUGUGUUCGCGUCGGAGCUGGUGUGCCCAGAGGAGGGAGGUGGGAGAGAAAAAGGGGGCCGAUGUUGUGCCUGUGCUGGGAAUAGGGUUUGGAUUGGGGUCCAUUGUCUGGGUAUCUUGCGAUUUUUUUUUGUAGGAUCAUUGAAGAAGGGUGUUCGUGUACUACAUGCAUGUACUGUACACGUGUAGUAUAGAUGCUAGUCGGCGGCGUAUAUUUGGCUGUAACUUGUAUAGCCGCGAAAGAAAACAAGAGAAGGGGAGUAAUGAUAACAAUGAGAAUGGGUAUAUGAGAGAUUUCAAGAAGAGGAGCGCUCAUCGACGGGUGAACAGUCCCCCCGUCCUAAUCAGAGGGGGAAGAGAGGGGCAGGGCAAUAAAUUGACUUGAUCUCAAUGGGAUGUUGGUUGGCUCAGCGUGGCUUUUGUUACUGCCUGUCCAUCUUAUCAUGGGAAGCAAGCCUGAAGAGUCCUAUGGACAGGUCCUCGGUUUUUUUCACCCUGGAUGUUUCUUCACGAGGUAUCCGGAGAUAUAUAUUUAAAGUAUCCAGGACGCUGGGAUACUUCUAUGCGGCUGAAAACGAUGGGCAAGAAGACGGAUGAUGUCAAGUUCUUUCCAUCCCAGUUGCAGCUUCUAUAUCCCCCCUUAUUUUUCCACUCGGAGAAAGAAGAAAAGAAAAAAAUAAAAUAAAAUAAAUCGACGCUUCUCACUGGUGCUCUUGGACAAGUCAUAGGAGAGAAAAGAAACUCGCCUACUUUAAUUGCAUGUGAAAAAAACCUUAAUACAGUACGGAUUAUGUAGCAGGGAGAACUUCGAAGUAAAAGAUACGCGAAAUAGAAGAAAAUGGGAGACAGAUAGCGAGGACGACGUACUAAGAUGGUUUCAAACCAGUCGGUCACGCACGCACGCAUAAUCUUUUUAAGGAAAGGGAGUAGGAAAUAUAAAAUAAAUAGAAAACAGAGCAUUAACUAUAACAUUGAAGGAAGAAAAGAACAAAAAGCGAAAGCAAAUAAUAAUCUUUGAA
Blastomyces dermatitidis ER-3 is the source of this 3827-nucleotide messenger RNA. RefSeq names its product acylpyruvate hydrolase. NCBI's taxonomy places the organism in Eukaryota, Fungi, Ascomycota, Eurotiomycetes, Onygenales, Ajellomycetaceae. The coding region runs from base 428 to 1126 and encodes 232 amino acids. The transcript has 4 exons. The record is from RefSeq and is a predicted model, not a curated record. Gene Ontology annotation, molecular function: acetylpyruvate hydrolase activity. Gene Ontology annotation, cellular component: mitochondrion.